AUGGAAAAGGAAAUUCUUUCUGCAAUUCAAUCAUGGGAAGUUCUUAUCCUUGUGGCACAUCACCUUGACCCCAAAACAUUAGCCAUAGCUUCAUGCGUAUCAAAAUCAUGGCUCCAUUCUAUGUCCUCUGAUGAACUUUGGAAACCAAUCGUAACCACCCAUUUUCCUUCUCUUUCCACUCUUCCAUCCGCGGUCUCAUAUUGUCGCCUAUUCGCGUUAGGCUACUCCGCUGCCUUGCGCCGCCGUCAGACUCCUUCGAAGCCAACUCUCUCCCUCGGUGACCUCGUCUUUGUCUUCUCCAUUACUUCAAAGUGCGACUCGUGCGUGGUUGCCGCCGCAUCCAUACCUGUGGGCGCACUGGUGGUGGAUUCUCCCGGCGUGUUUAGUUUUGGUGUUGGUUUGGAGGACUGUGUAUUGAGGAAGAACGAGGGUUUGGAGGAGGUGGUUAAGGUCACAUGGAAUGUGGUGGUGAAAGGAUGGAGAGGGAUUUUCACUUUGAUGGAUUGUGAGAGGAAGGUGAAAUUUGUGAUUGGUGGCCAGGAGUGGUUUUCACAGGAGCUUCCGGCCCCAAGUUGUUGUUCAAAAGUGGUGGCGAGUUCAUUGGUGGCAGAUAUGAAGGUAGGGAUGUGUGAUAGUGGUGGGAAAGUGAGGGUGGAGAAGGUAAGCAUGGGGAUUUUGAGUGUUGUUGAUUGGAGGUAUGUUGGUGUUGAAGAUGGUCUUAGAUACUUGCAACAUUUUCUUCUAACUUAA
Lathyrus sativus (Indian pea) is the source of this 750-nucleotide messenger RNA. Lineage: Eukaryota; Viridiplantae; Streptophyta; Magnoliopsida; Fabales; Fabaceae. The record is from the annotation of a GenBank genome assembly.